UGGAACUGCACCAGUUAGUCAAAUAAAUUGGGCAUUCUCAUCUCAGCACUCACACUGCAUAUCAGCUAGGGUUUCAUCAAUCACUUACCAACUCUUCAAUCAUCUCUAAGAUUACAGUGUGUUGUCAAUUAACCCUUUUCAGCUAAAUAUGGCGGAUUUCAACCAUAAUUAAGCUCUUUAGCUAUUGCAAAACACUAACUUCUCUGUUAUCACCAAAAAAAUGGCUACAACAAACCCUUUCGAUCUGCUUGUGGAUGACGAUAACGAUGAUCCUUCACAGCUUGCGCAGAAGAUCGUUUCUGCACCGGUCAAAAAGGUUCAAACCGGUUCAACUGUCGGUAAACCGGCGGCUCAGCCGGCUAAGCUUCCUUCUAAGCCUCUUCCUCCGGCUCAAGCCGUGAAGGAGGCUAGAAAUGAAGGUGUGCGUGGAGGACGUGGCGGUGGCCGUGGGUACGCACGGGGUCGUGGCGGUGGGUUCAAUAGAGACUCAGGAAGCAAUGAGCAAUCAUUUGGUAACCGAGGGUUAUCUGGUGAUCAAGGUGUCAUUGAGGAGCCUAAUGGUGGGAAAGGUUACGAGAGACGCGGUGGCAGUGGUUCUCGUGGCGGUUUCCGUGGUGGUCGUCGUGGCGGAUUCGCUAAUGGAGAUGUGGAGGAUGGUGAUCGUCCUCGCCGUCCAUAUGAACGCCGCAGCGGGACAGGCUAUGGGAAUGAAUUCAAACGCGAGGGAGCAGGUCGCGGGAACUGGGGAAGUCAGGCUGAUGAAAUUGCUCGGGAGACUGAGGAAGUGGUGAAUGAAGGGGAGAAAACAGUGGUUUCUGAUAAGCCGUUGAACGAGGAAGAUUCAAACGAUGAGAAAAAGGAGAAUGCUGUAAAUGAGUCCGAGGAGAAGGAGCCUGAGGAUAAGGAGAUGACUCUUGAAGAAUAUCAAAAGGUUCUCGAGGAAAAGAGGAAAGCUUUAGAGGCACUUAAGACUGAAGAAAGGAAGGUGGAAGUUGACAAAGAGCUUGCAUCCAUGCAACAGCUCUCCAACAAGAAGAGCAGUGAUGAGAUCUUCGUUAAAUUGGGGACUGACAAGGAUAAGCGUAAAGAGAUUGCUGAGAAAGAAGAGAAAGCGAAGAAGUCACUCAGCAUUAACGAGUUUUUAAAACCUGCUGCUGGUGAAAGAAACUACGGGGGGCGUGGGCGUGGUGGCCAUAGAGGUGGAGGUGGACGUUACAACCAAGGUUCAAGCUAUGCCCCUGAAGCCCCAAAAAUUGAAGAUCCGGGUCACUUCCCCACUUUAGGUGGCAAGUGAGCUGUUCUUUUCGCCUUCUGACCCGUCAUCAACUUUUCAACACCCUUAGUGAUGGCAGAAGCAAGCAUGUUAGAAAAACCGAGCCCUAUGUAUUCGAAAUGUCUCAGAAGUGUAUAUUUCUUUUUUUUUUUCAUGUGCUUUCCUGUAUUUCUUAAAGUCUUAUAUUUAGAGAUCUUCUGGAAUUUUUCUUUCUUUUUUAUAAAGCAUUUUAGGGCAACAGUUUUAGUUUUUUUUUGGAAUAGAUGGAUAACACUUGAUAA
Messenger RNA from Helianthus annuus (common sunflower), 1554 nucleotides. RefSeq names its product RGG repeats nuclear RNA binding protein A. Gene Ontology annotation, molecular function: RNA binding. The record is from RefSeq and is a predicted model, not a curated record. Gene Ontology annotation, cellular component: nucleus; cytoplasm. The transcript is spliced from 7 exons. The coding region runs from base 221 to 1294 and encodes 357 amino acids. NCBI's taxonomy places the organism in Eukaryota, Viridiplantae, Streptophyta, Magnoliopsida, Asterales, Asteraceae.